AUGGCGACCGGCGUCACGACCAAAGAAAGCUUUAUCUCUUCCAAGGUUAGCUUAGAUAACAAGUACCUUACCACUGCGUUUCGUCAAAGCCCAGAUCGCACUCAGGAACGUUAUAAAGAAGUAAUGCAAGAUACACUUCCAUUGAAGGAAGAAAAAAUUGUGUUAAUUCCGACACGUUUACGCGAACUUCUUGCCAACACGUCAGACGAAAUAACGGUAAAACUAGGCUGCUUUCCUUAUACGAACCUGGUGUACUUUACCGUGAAUGACAACCUAUUCAUAUGGGAAUAUGAGAAAGGAAAUGAUGAUAACGCUAUCGGUCACAUAGACGUGCAUCCCCUACAGGAUCUUUAUAUAAAAUGCGUGGGUCUGGCCAAGCCGAGACCUGGACGUUUCAUCGAUGAUGCGCAAUAUGUAUUGGUUAUCGUCACGGACAAAUCGAUUUACGUCUUUGGAUUAAGCAAUACUCCCACAGGGAUAGUUUUCCAUGAUAUGUCAUCAGACAGGUACCGUGCGAACUAUAGUAAAAAAACUGUGGAAUCGAUAGUUGGCACCGAGGAUGGGCGUAUUUUUCUGAUCGAUUCCGGAGAACUCUGUGAACUGGUCUAUGAGGAUGAGGGUUGGUUUUCUCAUCCUUGCAGAUUAGAGAUCCAAUCGCUAAGCACGUUUAAUAAGCAUUGGCGUUAUAUUUCAAAUUAUUCAUCACGUCUUAGGUCUGCCGUGGUUGAUGACACGCGUAGGAUAUUAUACGUAAUGUCUGACAGCCAUAUAGAGGCGUUUCAUAUUACCAAGGAUGGAGGUCCCUUAAGACAUUUAGGAAGAUGGUCCAUCAAUGAGGACAGAUCCGGCUUGAGAGGGACGCUUGCCUCCAUGCAUCCAAUCUACGUUACUGAGUCUGCAUUCUAUUGCCUCGUGGCUGUCACAAGCACAGGCCAACGUGGAUACUUUACUUGCUAUGCCAUUAAUAGGGGAUACAAUUGGGUGACGGACACACUACCAUUUAAAAAUAAAGAACCUAAUAGUUUGAUUUUAUAUGAGGUUCAUGAUCCCCCACCGCAACCUCCAGCUCAGGUUGCCCAACAAAGUACUACUGGAUUUUCGAUGUUUAAAUAUUUCCACGGGGUAUUCUUUGCUUUAAGAAGAGAGGGCGCGUCGCAUGUCGUGACCACCACCAGCCCAAACCAUGGCUCGAUGUUUUUGAGAAUCAGCCAGAACCAAGAGCUGAUAUUUUCCGAGCAUCUCUUUAUAUUUCCUUAUCACAACAUUUAUGAAAUUCAAGAGAUCAUUAAUCCGUUAUAUGAUCCCAAAGCAUUUGAGGAGUUUUCAAAUGAUUUGAUCAAUCAGUUUUGCUCCCCCUCUCGAAAGUUCCUUGUAUAUUCACAUCAUGGUAUCAUUAUAUUAAACAAGAUGAGGCCUGUCGAUCAUCUAGAGAACAUUCUCAAGAAGGGUUCUUCACGCGAAUCGUCAAAGGCUUUUAUCGAUAACUAUGGCGAGGAACAAACUUCGGCGAUGUGUUUUUUGAUCGCCAACGAAGAAAGCUAUUCGUUUUUAAAGAUCUUUAAUUAUAAGACUUUGUUUGAAGGAUUUGGAUAUUGCUUAGCGAGAAUUCUUCGACCCGUAUGGAGGCAGCGAAUACUUAAAUUAAGUCCAAAUGCCACAAACGUAAAUCGGCUGGAUACAAGCAUUCCUGAACAAAAGCUUCAAUAUAUUGUCAAAAAGUUGUUAAACCUCAAGAAAUUCUGUGACAAGCAUCCUGAUUUAAAAACCCUGCAUCACCUCGAGAGUGGUCCUCUGACGGCGCCACCACAAGCCAUUGGCAUAAGUGGUUUAUACGAUGCGCUCGUUAGGAUGACCGAUGCGAUAUCCUUUAUCUUACUCAUGCUGGAGUAUAGCUUGCCUGAAACGAUCGAAGGUGUAGAUCUAUCAACCAAGCAAACGAUAGCCAACUCAAACUUCGACCAGUUGGUGACUGACAUGUCGGUUAGGAGCAGUUGGCAUGAUGUGGUUCUGGCUAUCAUCAAGAGAGAAACUACGCCACGUGUCGAAAACCUGAGUCGAAAUUUAGAAGCACGCUGUCCGACCUUUUGUAACGCCGUUGAAGUUAAAUUAUAUCAGGCACGUUGUGAGAUUCCGGAUAAUAAUGGUAGCACUCAAAUGGGAUAUGAAGCUCUGCAAAAGGCCAAGAAGAAUGAAGACGAGCACACUACGAAUGAAGCGUUACGGAUGUCACUCAAAUUGUUUACCGAUUCCAUUAAUACCAUGACAUACGGUACCUUAAUUAACUUGUGCAAUGAAUACAAAAAUUUCGAGUUUUACGAAGGCGCUGUUGAGCUGUUGUUGAAGGCUGCACAUACUAUGGAGCAUGUAACUGAAAAACGCAAGUCGAUUCUUGAUAACGUUAUUGAAACCUUACGAGAUGCUGGUGUCUUUAACGAAGGAGUUUCCCAACCUAAAUUCUUACAAAUCAUGAAUUCAGGUCACGCGCAAAAAUUUAAUCCCGUUCUUCACAAGGCACUAGAACUUGGGUUAAGCUUGAAAGAUAUAGAUUUUCUUUUCGCAGUGUAUGACGAAUUUUUGCGGGCCGAUUCCGUUCCACAACUAUUUGACCCGGCGGCACCCUACAUUGAAGAUUACCUUACUCAUUCAAAAGACUUAUCUUCGCCGGAAGUAAGGAAGAAAUUGGACCUGUAUUGUGAUUAUUGCGUGAAGCGUCAUGAAUACCUUAAAGCAGCCGAAGUGAAAGAUUAUAUAGCCCAGAACUCAGGGGGAGAUGUUACUUUACAAGAGCGGUUGCAUUACCUCUCCCAUGCCGUAGGGCAAGCUGAAAGUGCCAAAGAAUUCAGCGAGAAUGCCAAAGUGAUUGAGGCGUUAAAUAAAUAUCGUCUUAAAAUGAAGAUCGCACAAAUACAAUUCGAAAUUUAUACAGAUAUAAAUAGUAUGCCCGAAAACGUUUACAGCAACUUUGCGACAUCGCAGGGGAUACCUAGCAGGGAUGAAGUACUUGCGCUUCUUAAUCAAAAGCUCUAUGAUUCUCACAUUCUCUUGAACGAUUUUAUCCACCCGUUUGACCUGUAUGAAAAGAAGUUAGCCUUGUUACAGAUCGUGGAAGAAGCCCCCUAUCAAACCGAAAUACCGAUAGCCGAUGUACUUGUAAAAGCCGGUCGAAAGUAUUACCCCAGCGACACGCGCAUGAUGCCAUUAGACAAGAUCAUUAUCGCGAUAUCGAAAUACUUUAUUGAGAACGAAAUAACAGAUCCUGGUAUUAUCACAAAGAUUCUAAGGCAGGCAAAUAUAAAUUAUGCCGUCUUGUUUGAAACCGUUAAACACGUCUUGAAUAAUAGAUCGGACGGGAUGCGAUUUUUAUUCCGAGAACUUUGUUUUAUACUUGACGAAUGGAUAAAAACCAGCGGUGAAGUGCCUUCACGUCACCAUGGGUUUCGAGGAUAUGGCGCAGCGGAUCAUGACCGGUUAAAACGAGCAUUGUUGCAACCGGUUCAAUCUUGGGAAAGGAAGUGGCAAUACCCUUCUAAUGGGAAAAAUUUCAAAGUGAUGAAAUGGGUUAAAGCUGAUAGGAAGAUCAGUUUUAUUGAUGAUGACGACGAUGAGGUCGGAAACGUGGCAACACCAACUCGCCUUCCGAUUGUUGAGGAUACUCCAACUCCAACAGCAUCGAUACAACCGCCCACGGAAGCAUCAACGCCUCAACCAUCGGAGACGGAACCUGACACCGCAAGUUUCUUGAGACCGCUACCGCACCUAUCAUCAAUACCCAAAUCGUCAUCGUUACUUCGCGAGGCCUCCCUUACAUCAGCGGUUAGCACGCCCGGAGAAACGAUUACCACCAACAACAAUAACACGCCACGUGAUGUAGAAUCAUCCCUAGGGAACAGCCCGGAGAUGGAAGGGUUGGAUGAUGACGAAGAGCAGAUGGAUGAUGUUAUCACGUCUCAAUCGAUUUCCCAAAAGAACAAAGUUAAUAAUUUGGAAUUCAAUGUAGAAUUAAAGCAAGUUAAUGAAAAUAUUGAUUUAUUUAAAAAACAAUCAACGAGCGUCGUAUUUAGCAAAAAUCAAGAUGAAUACAUAGUUCGAGAGAAACCGAGUAAUUAUGAUGAAGUCGAAGAUUAUGAUAUUGUUCAAGUUGAAGAUUAUAAGGCCGAUGAAUAUGGUAAUCAAGAUGAAGAUGAUUAUGGUGUAAGAACCGGCGAAUACGUGAAUAGAAUUAGUGAAUUUGAUACCAGGAAUAGUGAAUUUGAUGGUAAUACAGGUGAAUAUGGCAGUAACGAAUAUUUAGGCAGGACAGGUGAAUAUGGAGUUCAAAAUGAUGAUUAUGGAGAACCUUUAAGUGAUUUUGAUGAUCAACCCAACGAUUAUGUUGGAUACGAUGACCAACAAGUUGGUAUACAGAGUCAAAUAAGUGAGUUUCCUGAACCACAAAAUCCUUAUCAAGAACAGAAAGUGAAUGAAUUCACCGAACUCAACGAAGCAAAGAACACACAAGAUGACGAUAUUGAACAAGGUCAAUUUAACAUAGAUACAUUUGGACAAAAUAUUCAGGAUGCGUCUAUUUAA
Messenger RNA from Funneliformis mosseae, 4569 nucleotides. The record is from the annotation of a GenBank genome assembly. NCBI's taxonomy places the organism in Eukaryota, Fungi, Glomeromycota, Glomeromycetes, Glomerales, Glomeraceae.